AUGUCAUCUUGUUCGACGUCGUCUCUAGCUCUCGACUCUCAAUCCGCCGUCGAAAGGACGCCACCCGAAAUUAUCGACUAUAUCUUCGCGCUCGGUUCAUCCAACAUUUGUUUUGGCUCGUCAAUCCCAUUUCCUCUCCUCGUCUCUCACGUCUGCGGUAGAUGGCGCGAUAUAGCCCUCUCCAGCUCUCACCUCUGGAGUACUGUUGCAUGCACACAAUCUGCACCCCGCUUCCCAAUCCUUAAACUCCUCUUAAAACGUUCACGGAACCAUCCUCUCGACCUUCACUUCGAUUUCAACUUUCCAAAGGGUUAUGUCGAAACGUAUCCACACCUCCUUCCUCACAAUUCACACUCGAAACAUCCCUUCAGCGACUCUGAAUACGAAUCCACAUCCUACCUCACCGAUUCUGACAAAAUCAGCAAACGUCUAUCCCUUCUCACCACAUCACACAAUCCUCGAAUUCGAUCUUUCUCUGUUUCCUCGACCAACUACACCUACAUCUCCCUCUCAAUUCGCUCCUUUCCUCGUGGCCCCAAUCCGCACCUCAGCAGCUUCGAAGUGUCAUACGUCCCGGGGCACGAAGAGAUCUCGCGCCGAGGAACCCUCAACUUCCCUCUAAACCGCGAUGGUGUGGCGUCGAGUUUGAAGAGGCUAAAAUUGAGGAGUGUAGAUUUGAACUGGGCAUCGACGUCGAAGCGUCUCGCGGGGUUGAAGAGCCUGGAGCUAGGAGACCACAUGAGUGGGACUUGGAGGUCCUACGGUCGACUCCAGACCAUCCUAGCAUCUACACCUUCACUCGAAACGUUCAUUCUCGAUAACCCUGGUUCUCUCAGCAUGAUCGAAGAGUGGCCCAAAGACGUCGUCGUCGAACUCCCAUGUUUGAGGCGAAUGGUGCUAGCGAAACAGAGGGCGGAGGUGGCGGUGGCGAUUUUGAGUAGGUUGAGGUUACCAGCAGUGAAGUGGUUGGAGAUCAACUUGUCGAAUAGGACAAGUAUGGCGAGAGAGAGGCGAGGUGUUGGUAUGCAUGACGAGAUCAUUAGACUGCUGGUUCCACUGGUGAAGAGGGUAGAGGUUGUGAGGAUGUGCGAGGUUCAUCCCCACGAGAGGGUCGCGCGCGCACUUCUCGCUGGAAUGUCGAGCCUUCGUGUUUUGAUACUGGACUCCGAUCGCGACGCAUGCAAUAGGGGAUUACACCCUUGCGCGCUAUCUCCCGUUAUCGACUUUCUCUCGCACUCUACACUCUCCCAUUCGUCACACUCUCCCCUGUUCGUCCCCCAUCUCUCCCAUCUCGUUCUUCCGUCCUACGGCAUUGAUCAGAAGCAGGAUUAUCUCGCCCCUGUGAUAGAAUGUCGCCCAAAUUCAUUCGAUAUAUAUGCACCCACGGAGACUGAUAUGCUCGACACGGAGAGCAUAUUGUCUAAAAUAGGCUAUAAAUGUGGGGUGGUUGACGAACAAUAG
Stereum hirsutum FP-91666 SS1 is the source of this 1461-nucleotide messenger RNA. RefSeq lists its product as uncharacterized. The record is from RefSeq and is a predicted model, not a curated record. Bases 1 to 1461 code for a protein of 486 amino acids. Lineage: Eukaryota; Fungi; Basidiomycota; Agaricomycetes; Russulales; Stereaceae. The transcript has a single exon.